GCGGGGGAUGUUAGCGGCUGGGAGGUGGCCGUGUUGCUACAGCAGCGGCCACACUUGCAGUGGCGGCGGCGGCGGCGGCGGCCGGGAGCUGAAGCCUGAGGGUGCCGUCGCAGCGCGCCAUGGAGGGGCUGGACGGUGUUUCUUGGAAGUACAGAAGCACAUAAGAAGAGCCCUGCUGGAUCAGAUGGAAAGGCCUAAGUAGUCCAGUAUCCUGUUUCCCACAGUGGCCGUUCAGAUGGCUCUAGGAAAACUACAGGGAGGAGAUAAAGGCACGCUCCCCUAACAUUGUUGCAUUGUAGGUAAUCCAUCCAGUGUUUCCUGGAUAUAUGCGGUCUAUCCAGAACAGGAUAGUACUAGCAGAACAGACUGUGGAGCACUAGAAGCAUCUGUAUGGUUCAGGGACAACUUGCCUGCUUCUUCCAGCAUUCAAUAAAAACCAUAACUAAUCCUUUUGUCUGUUGUAAUUCUAAUUUAGAUGAUAACGGAAGUGUGGGGCGACCUGAAGAUCUGUUACCGUGCAAGAUUUGUGGGAGAACUUUCUUUCCAAAUGCACUGAAAAAACAUGUUCCCAUUUGCCAAAAAACUGCUACUAGGAGAAGAAAAACAUUUGACUCCAGCAGACAAAGAGCAGAGGGAACUGAUAUUUCCACAGUGAAACCUCUGAAACCACGGCCAGAACCCCCAAAGAAGCCAUCAAACUGGAGACGAAAGCAUGAGGAACUCAUAGCAGCUAUACGAGCAGCCAAAGGAGUUGAUCAGGUCCUUAAAGAAGGAGGAAAACUUCCACCUCCACCACCACCUUCUUAUGAUCCUGAUUACAUUCAGUGCCCAUAUUGUCAAAGACGAUUUGGCGAAGGUGCAGCGGAUAGACACAUCAAUUUCUGCAAAGAACAAGCAGCACGGAUUGCUAGUAAAGGGAAAGUGGUUACUGAUGCUAAAGGGAAGCUUCCUACUCGAACACAGUACAAAGCACCAUCAGUAAAGAAGAUGUCUUCUACAGGAAUAACACCCCCAGCCUCAUCACGUUUGCCACAACCAAGUACACCUGCCAGUAAAUUGCUGUCUACAAGUGGGCCUGUAGGAAACAAAAUCCAGAAUUCAUCUCCAGCUCAUAAAAACUCAGCAAAGACAACCCCACAAACUGGAGGUUACAUGAAAUCUCGGACAGCAGCAUCUAAUAUGACACGAAAUGCUGGCUUGGGUAUGAUGGCAAGCAAGAGGAAAGGCUACGGUACUGAAAACUACUCAAGCAGAACUGGUUAUGAGAGUGGAGACUGCUCAUCUUCUGUCAAUGGAGGAAGUUCAAACAGCAGUGAUGGGAAUUCAACUGCACAGUUACCAAAAUUCUGUUAUGAGUGUGGAGCCAAAUACCCAGUUGAAUCUGCGAAAUUUUGCUGUGAAUGUGGAGUUCGAAGAAUGGUUCUGUGAACAUGUUCUGUAAAGCAAAACACACAGCCAACUCUUCUGUUAGCCAUGGUUGCAUAAAUUUCUAUACUAUAGCUUCCCAUUAGAACUCAACCUAAAGCACCAUAGUAAUUUUCACCACAGUAAUUUUUUGAGCAAUUCUUCUUGAUCACAGAAUAAUUUAUAUAGAAAUAUAAUUAUACUGUAUAUAAAUAAGUACCUAAGGCUGUGCCAUUCAAAAAAGUGUUCUUGGUACACUGUUGGAAAUAUCUUUAAUGGAGCAAAAUAUUAAUUCAAGAUGUAGUUGGGGUGGGGGUGGUUUGUAAUCCUGUUAUGUAUUGUAUCCAUAAGUCCCUGGUCACUCACUCAUAGAUUACUAGCCCUGUACCAUUUGGUCUAAAGGAAGUUUUCUAAUAUGAAAUUCUUUAUACUAUGAGAAUAUUAUCCGUGAUGCUCUAGUAAGUCGGCAGAUAACUAGAUGACAGCUCCUCGUACAUCUCUUAUUAAUGACUGAAAUUGGUUCAGUCCAAAUGAUUGAUCUUUUGUUGGCUAUAUUAUUCAGACUCGCCACCUGACACUUUUCUCAAGACUGCUUUAUAAUCUGUAUAUGACGUUUCCUUUGUGUAUAAUGCAAGAUUUCUCCUUGAUAUUCUUCUUGUAACCGCCUUUAAAUAGAAUUAGGUUUACUGUAUUUUUAAAAGUAUGUUCCAAAUAAAUGAUUUCUGUUUUUGUUUAUGUUAACCUAUAGUUUUGCAAGUAAUUCACCUUCCUUCAGGCUUCUAUGGGAUCAGUUCACCAACUACCUCUGUCUAUGCAAGCUUCAUUGAAACGGAAGGGUGAUGUACAAGUACUUGGUGAUUUGUGUCCUUUAUCAGCCUUUCUCUACAGUGCUCUUCUUUCCUGGAUUUGUAAGGCUCUACACUUUUUUUUCUCUUAUAAAAGCAAAGUCAUAUAUAUAUUUAGUUUUAAUGUUUGUCUGAUGUGGCCUGAAUUAUUUACAUUGUUUUGCCUUUAUAGAGAGACUCGUGGUUGACUGUAAGAUAUUGUAGAAAUCCGUUUAUUUUUUACAAUAAUUGUGGAGCAAAUCAUUUCCAGAAUAUAUUGGAACAAUGCUUUUUGUUUUCAGUGAUAGUGGCCUAUGUGUUGCAUUGCUGUGGGCACGUGGAAGAAGGGCUGUGCCUUCACGGAGAGGCUGAAGCAUAACCACGGGGAAUGCUUCUGCAGCUGAGCAUGGGCGGUGAAGGAUGGGGAAGUGAUUCUGCAAGCUAAGAGGCCUUUGGGAGGGAGGGGAUACAAGUGAAAAGCACUUGCUUUUGAGUGGCAUCCUCCACCGCCCAUGUUCGACUGUGGAAUAAGGCUUUGUCUCAGGUCCUCUGCAGCCUCUCUGUGAGGAUGCAGCCCCUUCCGCUCUGCCAUGGCUUUGCAACAUCUGGACCAUUAUUUUCUUCUUAAGCAUUCUUGUUCUCUUUCUGAGGUCAAAACAUAACUCACUGGCUUCGAAAGGACUAAGCUCUGGCCCACUGAAGUCCUUAUGGUGCACCAGUAUUAAACUGCUUCAGUUCCUAAUAGUUGCUGUGAAAAGUUAAAAUAUUUUGCCUAUGAAGACUGGUAACAUUUAAUAGUGCCUUUCCCAAAAUAAUUUUGACCUCUUUGUUUCAAACAGCUACUUCCAAGCCAUUUUCAUCCCAAAUACAAUAAUCAUUUGUACUACCAUCAGGUACUCUGCAAGAAUUAACAUGCUGCAAGUUUUUGGUGUGUUUUGGGUUGGUUUUUUAAACACCUCUACAGACAUACUCUGACUAGCAACUUGCAAUAUACUUAGUAUGCAUUUGGUGGAUCAAGUUCUUUUCCCUUCUUCUGUUUUAUAGUAGGCUUAUUACUGCUAAAUUGCAGGUACUAGACUAUUAGAAUUAACACGUUCAUUGCUGUAGAAAUGUGUUCAUGGAUCUCUAAUUUUCCUUAUUAAAAAUGAAUAAAUUCUU
Hemicordylus capensis (graceful crag lizard) is the source of this 3386-nucleotide messenger RNA. RefSeq names its product zinc finger C2HC-type containing 1A (gene ZC2HC1A). Lineage: Eukaryota; Metazoa; Chordata; Lepidosauria; Squamata; Cordylidae. The transcript has 11 exons. The record is from RefSeq and is a predicted model, not a curated record. Bases 391 to 1428 code for a protein of 345 amino acids.